CGCUUCUCUGUCCGUGUGUGUGGCGCAUAGUGUAGCAUUGUAGAUGCAACUCUUGAGGCUGCCUAGGUAUCUAGUUGAAAGUCGAUACAUAUAUAAGUCAGUCUUCUCUCGUUUGAAUUAGCUAGAACCAUCAGACACAAACAGUCUUCAAGACGACAAACCGGAUCAAAUAUUCUCUGAUAAAAUUACUCUAUAUCAACAUGCCUGCUAAGCCUAUCCUCCACCCUCUUGGCAAGAACGGCCCUCUCGUGCCGGCCAUGGGUUUGGGACUCAUGGGUCUUUCUUAUCCUACCUACGGAACGCUCACCAGCGACGAGGAACGCUUCCAGUUCCUCGAUCGCGCCCUCGAGAUCGGAGCGACGUUCUGGGAUACCGCUGAUCUUUACGGAAAUGGCGAGGAGUUCCUUGGGAAAUGGUUCAAGCGGACCGGAAAGCGCGACCAGAUUUUCCUCGCCUCUAAGUACGGCCACAUCAAGGGCAACCCGGCCUUUGAGGCCGACAGCUCUUACGAGUACACUAAGAAAGCCGCGGCGAAGAGUCUGGAGAACCUCGGUGUCGACUGUAUCGAUUUGUACUACAUCCACAGCGUCAACGAAAAUGUCCCCAUCGAAGAAACUAUGAGGGGUCUAAAAGAACUGCAAGACGAGGGCAAAAUCAAGCACAUCGGUCUCUCGAUGGUAUCAUCCAGCACCCUCCGGCGCGCCGUAGCCAUCGCCCCGGUAGCCGCUGUGCAAACCGAGUACUCAGUCUUCAGCCAGCGCAUCGAGGGCGAGUCGGGCACCCACCUACUACAAGCAUGCCGGGACCUCGGCGUCGCCGUUGUAGUCGCCACGCCGCUCGGGCGCGGCCUCCUCACAUCCUCCUUCACGAGCGCCGAGAGCGCGGCGACGACGUUCGACGGCGCCGACAUGCGGCCCAAGGCGCUGCCGCAGUUCAUGGACGGCAACCGCGAGGCCAACGUCGCGUACGUGGCCAAGUUCCGCGCGCUCGCCGACAAGAAGGGGUGCACGGUCGCGCAGCUGGCGCUGGCCUGGCUGCUGAAGCAGGGCGACGACAUCUUCCCCAUCCCCGGGACGAAGCGCGUCAAGUACCUCGAGGAGAACUGGGGCGCGCUGGACGUGCGGCUGAGCGACGAGGAGGAGCGGGAGAUCAGGGCCUUCGCGAGGGAGAACGAGGUUAAGGGGGGCACGGUGCCGCCUGCCUUUGAGCACCAUCUUUUCAAGGAUACUAAGCCGUUGAGCUGAGAUGGGUUGGGGAGUGGUGUUUGCGGAGUGGGAAGAAAAGGGGUGACGCGCUUGAAUAGUCUAGACAGAGAAAAAUUGAUGAG
This is a messenger RNA of Annulohypoxylon truncatum, 1327 nucleotides long. Its product is annotated as putative aldo-keto reductase. Lineage: Eukaryota; Fungi; Ascomycota; Sordariomycetes; Xylariales; Hypoxylaceae. Bases 201 to 1244 code for a protein of 347 amino acids. Gene Ontology annotation, cellular component: cytoplasm. The transcript has 4 exons. The record is from RefSeq and is a predicted model, not a curated record.